Liolophura sinensis is the source of this 1127-nucleotide messenger RNA. Its product is annotated as WD repeat-containing protein 38-like. The coding region runs from base 163 to 1074 and encodes 303 amino acids. Gene Ontology annotation, molecular function: protein binding; U6 snRNA binding; U4 snRNA binding. The transcript has 9 exons. Lineage: Eukaryota; Metazoa; Mollusca; Polyplacophora; Chitonida; Chitonidae. The record is from RefSeq and is a predicted model, not a curated record. Gene Ontology annotation, biological process: mRNA splicing, via spliceosome. Gene Ontology annotation, cellular component: U4/U6 x U5 tri-snRNP complex.
CGGGUACAGGCUGGUCGUUUUUGUUUGUGACGGAUAAAGGGGAUAACAUGUGUGAGAGCUGCCGAGAUCUUUGUCAGGAAGAAUGCUAGACAGGAGAAAUAGAGAUCCAGGCUUGCUGUGGGCAUAAUCAGCUGUCCUGUGUGUAAAUUGACAUCAGACAUCAUGUUUAACUGGCCUCGGGAAAUUUGUGACUGGAACGUGAAGGAAUUUGGUGGCCACAAAGACGAGGUGAACAGUGUGGCCUUCUCACCAGACUUUGAGAUGAUGGUCACAGGCUCAGAUGAUGAGAGAGUCCGCAUUUUCAAUGCUAAAACUAAACAGAUGAUCUGCAAGUUGAAAGGUCAUACAGGUGCUGUAAGAUCUGUAGCCAUUUCCCCCAACAGUAAAUACAUUGCCAGUGGGUCAUUUGACAAGUCCAUUCUGGUGUGGGUGACUCGCUCAGCCUCUCUGCUGCAUAGGCUGGAAGGUCAUAGUAAAAGUGUAGAAGUGGUUGUGUUCUCCCCAGACUCCUCUCAUCUCUGUUCUGGUUCCUGGGAUAGAACCGCUGUCCUGUGGAAUCUGGAGACAGGUGAAGCUGUGCGGGUGUUCAGAGGUCACACAGGCAUGAUACAAUCAAUUGCCUUCUCCCAAUGUGGAAAAUGGCUGGCCACAGGUUCAUGGGAUUACACUGUGCGUGUGUGGGGACUGAAACAGCCUGACCCCUCAGAGGAAGACAGCUUGGUGAUGUCCUGUCAUAAGGGCAAUAUUCACGCUGUCACCUUCUCCAAGAACGGUAUGCUGGCCUCCGGCUCAUGGGACAAAACGAUUUGCUUGUGGAACCCACGUAAUGGUCGCCUACUGCACGUUCUGAAAGGCCACAAAGGCUGGGUGCAGGCCUUGUCAUUCUCCCUGGAUGGGUGUUUUCUGGCCAGUGCAAGUGAUGACGGGAGUGUCCGUCUGUGGGAUGUAGUCACGGCAGAAUGCCUCAAUGUUUUAGAAGGACACACAGACAUAGCCCAGCAGUGUGGGUUCACUCAGACCGGUGCUCUGGUGGCGUCAGGAGCAGCAUUUAUUGCACUGAAGCUAUUUCCAUAAAUGUUUAGAAUCUCAGUUCUCACUCCCAGUAUAAAUGUCAGAUGUACAUGUAA